Messenger RNA from Coregonus clupeaformis (lake whitefish), 2324 nucleotides. RefSeq names its product LIM domain and actin-binding protein 1-like. Lineage: Eukaryota; Metazoa; Chordata; Actinopteri; Salmoniformes; Salmonidae. The transcript is spliced from 11 exons. The record is from RefSeq and is a predicted model, not a curated record. Gene Ontology annotation, molecular function: actin filament binding. Gene Ontology annotation, cellular component: plasma membrane; actin cytoskeleton. Gene Ontology annotation, biological process: actin filament bundle assembly. The coding region runs from base 123 to 2324 and encodes 733 amino acids.
CAGGAGGAGGAGCAGCCUCGGCCGAAACCGUGACACAAUAGUGCACCUGUGGGACUGUCAAGGAGCUGCGGUAGGCAACAUCAGAAACCCCUUGGCCCUGAGAGUGCUACUAGGAGGCAGAGAUGGAAGGUGGAAGUUCGUUCAGCCGAAGGUCGUGGGCGUCACAGUCUUUACGCGUCACUGCCAGGGAGCUCUCAUUGGUCAACACGCGAGGCAAGACCAAUGCCAUCGCAGAGCGCUUCUCCAAGUACCAGAGAGCUGCUGAGGAGUCUAAUGCAGAGAAGAAGAAAGCAUCAGUGGAGAGCCUGCCGCCCACCCUGCGUUCAGGGAACCUGAGUGUUCUGAAGAAGCGCUGGGAGCAGCCAGGUCCUCGCCAAGACAGACCCGCCCCGCUAUCCGCCGGCCCACCCCGCACCCGCCUCUCCCCCCCUGCCGUACCAAAACCAACCCCCCCGACCGAGCACCUUCCCCCAGCCAAGUCCCCGGGAUCCCUGAGCACUCAGGGUGGUCAAAGCACAGCCGUCAGCCGCUUCCAGUAUCCAGCAGCAGCAGCUAUAGCCGAGGAGGGACAGAGAGGGAUGGAGAAGAAAGCGCAGCAGCCAAGCGAGCGAGUGGAGGAGGAAGAGCUGAUGCAGGUAGAAGAGAAGGUGGUGCCACCCAGCCCCUGCACACCCAUUGAGAAACCCAGCGUGCCUCUCAACAGCCUGAAGAUAAUGUUUGAGAAGGGAGAGGGCACCAAGGGAAAGGUGAACACGGGACUACACAGCAGCUCCUCCGAGGACAUGGACCAGAGACUAGGAGUGUUGUCCCCUGACAGAGUGCUAGAGACCACCUCCCUGAAGGAAAGAAUGGCCAAGUACCAGUCAGCCGUUACCAAAAAGGGCCCACUAGCACGCACUGCCAGUCAAUCAGAGGGAGAGGAUAGCAGCCUGAAGGAAAAUGUGCCCCCUAGUGGUGUGGCUGUGAGCCAGGCUUUAGAGUCCUACAGCAGAAAAGUCGCUGUAGCAGAGACCAAUGGGGAUGGCAUGGACACAUCUAGCUCUAAGGGUAGUACCUCCUCUUCAUCCUCGGCCCACAGUGACUUGCCCAAGGCAGCCAGAAAGUUCUGCCUUCCCAUGAGGGAGACGUGCAUUGCGUGCCUAAAGACGGUGUACCCGCUGGAGAGGCUGGUGGCCAACACCCAGAUCUUCCACACCUCCUGCUUCCGCUGUCUCCACUGCAACACCAAGCUCCGCCUGGGGAGCUAUGCCUCUCUGCACGGUAAUGUCUACUGCAAGCCCCACUUCAGCCAGCUGUUCAAGGCCAAAGGCAACUAUGACGAGGGCUUCGGCCACCGCCCCCACAAGGACCUGUGGACGCCCCGCGCCGAGGGAGAGGAGGAGGAGGAAGAAAAAGGAGUAGACCGGGAGGUGGAGAAGAGGCCUAAGGAGCGGGCAGAAAGAGUGGUGGUGGUGUCCCGUCCAGCCGGGACACCACCCUCCCCAGCCAAACAGUCCAGCCCCACGGUGGAGGAGUCUCCCCUGGCCAAGGUGACAGACCUGACUGCCUCUCUUGAGACACACAGCCACACUUCCUCCACCGAGAAACUCUCCACCGCCGAGAAAAUACCAGAGGCCCACAGGCUGAGGGUUGCCUGGCCCCCUCCUGCUGACAUUGAUGCUGGGGCCUCUCCUGCUCUGGAGGCUGGUGGUGGUGUGGGCCGGCCCUGGAGGGCCAAGUGGCCCCCAGAGGGCGAGGUGUCAUCGUCCACCCUGAGCCCCGACAGGGCCGAGCUGAAGAGCCUCAGGAGGAGCUCGUCUCUGAAGGAGCGUAGUCGGCCCUUCUCGGUGGCCCCCAGCCUCACCACAACCAAUGCCCUGGGGCCACGGGAGCCCCGCCGGCCCCUCAAAUCCCUGCUGGAGAGGAGGGGGUCGCUGGAGGACAGCCAAUCCACGCUUAAGGAACCAGAACCCCAACCCCAGAGGGGGAGAGAGGAGGAAAAAGAGGGGAGCAAGCCCACCCCGCCCAGCGGCAGUGCAGUGAACGGAGAGACCAGCUGUAAGGAGGUGGCGAGUCUGCCGGCGAUGCAGGAGAAGAGAGAAGAGCCGAUGAAGAAAGGAAAAGAAGCAGCAGAAGAGGAAGAGGCUUCUCUAAAAUGCCAAAGUGCCUCUCCAGACAUCCUAGCAUCUCCGCCCCCGCAGCCCAAACACAACCGCAGCUCCCAGGACGUGGGCUUCUGGGAGGGGGAGGAGGGGGGGGGAGGAGGGGAGGGGGAACAGCUCACCGUAGAGGAGAUGAUCAAAAGGAACCGCUACUAUGAGGAGGAAGAGGAAGAUGACGUCUGA